UGUCUGCGCGCUCUCAGCACACGAGUUUCUCUUGGUGGAAGAUCGCGAAGCAGCGCCAUCGUCCAGCUUUCAUUCAGCGUCAUGGAGGAAUCAAGUAGUUGACGUUUCCUUUAACCUUCUCUUUUCAGCUUUCCUUCGUACGGUCAUCGAUCCGCUACUGCUGUUUUCAGCCAAUUUCUCUCUACUUUGACGCAAAAUCACGUCGAGGAUGAAGUUCAUCAUUGGUAUCGGAGGGGUCACGAACGGUGGAAAAACAACGCUGACGGACAGACUGAUCAAGAGCCUGCCCAACUGCUGCGUUGUCCACCAGGACGACUUCUUUAAGCCCCAAGAUGAGAUUGAAGUUGAUGAAGAUGGCUUUAAGCAGUAUGAUGUCAUCAGCGCUCUGGAUAUGGACGCCAUGAUGAGCACCAUCCAUGCCUGGCAGCACGAUCCCGUCAAGUUCGAGAGAUCGCACGGCGUCAACAACAGCCUGGAGAUUCGCCCGCGCGCUCGAGAAGACGACGGUGUUCACAUCCUGAUCGUGGAGGGCUUCCUGCUGUAUACCUACGGACCGUUGAUCGAUGUGUUCAACCAACGAUACUUUAUUUCCAUUCCAUACGAAGAGUGCAAAAAGAGGAGGAGCUCAAGGAACUAUGCAGUGCCAGAUCCACCGGGUCUGUUCGACGGGCAUGUGUGGCCCAUGUACGUCAAGCACACUAAAAUCAUGGAGGACUCAGGAGUUGAUGUCGCUCAACUAGAUGGAACCAUGUCGAAGGAGCAGCUCUACAAUCUGGUGUACGGGAACAUUCUGAACGGCAUCCAGAACAAUCUGUCCUGAACAAAGAUCUGUUGAUCGGCUUCUCAUGCCGCAGGAAGCAGCGCUUUAUAUCCGACUCGUGCGCAGACGGAGCCUGCGUCGCUGUUGUUUUUUACCUGUUUUUAUAUCCUGUAUUUAUUGGUUCUCAAGCUCUUACUCAGCUUUUCAACAUCAGGAUGGAGAAUGCUCUGAGCAUGGUUGCAGCUACAAGCACAUGAUAAUAAAAUGAAGCUCCUGCCA
Messenger RNA from Danio aesculapii, 1039 nucleotides. RefSeq names its product muscle-specific beta 1 integrin binding protein 2 (gene mibp2). Gene Ontology annotation, cellular component: cytoplasm. The transcript has 8 exons. The coding region runs from base 209 to 820 and encodes 203 amino acids. NCBI's taxonomy places the organism in Eukaryota, Metazoa, Chordata, Actinopteri, Cypriniformes, Danionidae. The record is from RefSeq and is a predicted model, not a curated record.